Molecule: messenger RNA, 462 nt
Organism: Rhinocladiella mackenziei CBS 650.93
Lineage: Eukaryota; Fungi; Ascomycota; Eurotiomycetes; Chaetothyriales; Herpotrichiellaceae
Exons: 2
Coding region: 1-462 (153 amino acids)
Source: RefSeq, a predicted model, not a curated record
AUGGCUGCUCACCACACCGUUCCAGUUCUUCUGUGUGGCAGACGCGAAGAUAUCGCUUCGGUUGUCAUGGCUGAGCUACGGCCGAAGUAUGAAGUGGUUCAAUGCAUCAUGAGCCCCGACGACGGAUUGAUCAAUCUUCCUCUCACCUUGUCGGGAUCCAAGCCGAGGAAUCCUGAAAGCAAUUUGGGCUCAAGGGACUUUUCACGAACCCCUCGGGCAGUGGUUUUGGGCGGUGGCUAUGAUGAUGCUACAGUUGAAAUGUUGCGAAAGACCGUAACGGAGACAAAGGGGGCCAGAAAAGUGCCUUGGUUGAAGGCUGAUCAGGGAAAGACUGCGGCAGGUCCUCCACCAGGUUCUGAGGGUUAUCCCGUGUCUGUCGCAACUCGGGUGAAGGAAUCGCUUGAUAGCUUGGAGAAAGAAGGAAAGUUGGAGGGAAAUGAAGAUGGAAUCUUCACAUGGUGA